Messenger RNA from Haliotis rubra (blacklip abalone), 1626 nucleotides. RefSeq lists its product as uncharacterized. Lineage: Eukaryota; Metazoa; Mollusca; Gastropoda; Lepetellida; Haliotidae. The record is from RefSeq and is a predicted model, not a curated record. The transcript is spliced from 3 exons. Bases 169 to 1527 code for a protein of 452 amino acids.
CUUCGCGCAAACGCACCAACAAAUUGUCUAACGCUGAGGCCCCCGUCACACAAUUCGGACGUACUGCGCGCUUGACUCCAACUGUUUAUGAGGUGAGGUGCACGCUGCUCACAUCACGUAGAAGAAUCUACUCAGUUCUUAUGCUUGUGAGGACGGUAUUGUACGACAAUGAAACUGCUCCGUCGCUGCUCACAUAACAUGGGUUAUUGUGGUUCGUUAAGAUCUGGAGUAUUCAUUAUCAGUGUUCUCAGCGUUGCCACAAUAAUGCUGAAUAAAGUCACUGUGGAUAUGUAUUCCGGGAACACUCCAUACACAGCGCCGUCAAGAAUCGGGGAGCGUAAAGUUCAUAUCAUAGGAUCAGAUCGUGUACAAUCUGGCAUCCAGAAAUCAACUCCAAACAACCGGAAGCAGAAAUCAACUCCAAACAACCGGAAGUCCAAAGUGAUCCCCAGAGGUGGAACUCGUUGCCCCAGUGUUUUGGACAAUAUGUCAAAAGGACACUGGAAGCAAAGGGUCAUGACAAAGCAAGAAGUGUUCACACAAGAAAAGUUCCUGAAUCAUUCUCGGAAACAAAUAAGUAUAAUUAGUCCUAUAUCAAGACCAGAUGGGCUGUGUGGAAAUUUCACUCUUCCCUAUAACCGCCAAGCGAGAGCUCUCUGUUACCCAACCAGCAAAACACCCUGUUGUUUUAAUAAUAGAUGCGUCGCGCUACCAGAGGAAAAGUGUCGCUGCAAAAACUGCUACGACGUCAGACAACGUGUACACGCGGAGUAUGCUACGUGGAUACCGGCGGACAAGAGGUGCUCGUUUCAUGUUUUCACGGGAAAGGAAGCCUGUCAACUUUUGGCUAAUUCGACACUGUUUCUGUUUGGAGAUUCUCAUUUUCGUCAUUUUUAUACUGCGAUGCUUAUGUUAUUGCGUAACGAUCCGAUCGGCGGUGGACUUAAAGAUAAAGAUAGACAUAGCAACGUGACUCUAAAGAAAUGUCCGGGUCCCUACCAGUUCGGAUCUAAGGAAUGCAGACCAACCCUUGAACUGAAGGCAAAACCUUUGUGCAAUGGCAGUUUCAACCUGAAGUAUAUCAGUCACACGAAGGCUUCGCAGGGUCCGGAUCUAUAUAACAAAAUCAAAGCACCUGGUCGUAGAAAGAAAACGCUUGCUAUGAUUUCACUUGCAGCACGCGAAGGCAACAAUGUAACUAAGUUUAUGGAAUAUCUAAAGCCGGCCUUAAAUUUUGUCAAAAAUACUUCCUUCAAAUAUCCGAAGUUAAUGUGGGCAAACGGCCACGCACCUGGACUUCUCAAAUCGCCAGUAUAUGAACGUCAGGGGCUUCAGUAUAUGAAAAAAGCAAACGAUAAUAUGCAUAAACUGUUGAGGCCUCUUGGUAUUCCUGUGUUUGAUACAUUCAAUAUGACGAGUACCACCAUCAGUUUUGAUGGCACCCAUUAUGGCUACGGUGCAACGACAGCCAAAGUUCAGUUGCUGCUGAACUACCUGAAGGAGCUGCAGGGCAAACAUCAGUGGUGAAUGGUGAUUGGGGAUGAACUACCUGAAGGAGCUGCAGGGCAAAUAUCAGUGGUGAAUGGUGAUUGGGGAUGAACUACCGGAAGGAGCUGCAGGGCAAAC